Molecule: messenger RNA, 3130 nt
Organism: Macrosteles quadrilineatus (aster leafhopper)
Lineage: Eukaryota; Metazoa; Arthropoda; Insecta; Hemiptera; Cicadellidae
Gene: Mtp
Product: microsomal triacylglycerol transfer protein
Exons: 17
Coding region: 279-2993 (904 amino acids)
Biological process (GO): lipoprotein metabolic process; lipid transport
Cellular component (GO): Golgi apparatus; basolateral plasma membrane; endoplasmic reticulum
Molecular function (GO): lipid binding
Source: RefSeq, a predicted model, not a curated record
CAUUAUCGCCUUGUAGUACUUGUUCGCUGUUUGAACUAGAACUUGAAGUGUGUGAUAGUGUAGUGUGGUAUUUCUGUCAAAGCUAGACUUCAGCAAAAUCAAUUCCUAUGAACUAACCAUACUGAAAACAAAAUGUGAAACAUUGAAAUGCAUUAUGUCUGUAGCGCAUCGUGAUUGAGAAUGAACACGUAGAAGAACAUUUGCUUGCCUGGUGCAUUGUGGUGAAUGUUUUAGAUGUACAUAACAGUGUAAAGUUUAGCGAAGUCGCAGCAUGAGACAUGGGUGCAGACCCGAUGGCGGUGGUGUGUUGGAGUGUGUGUGCCUUAGUGCUCUCGUGUCACGGGUUUGUGUUGUUAGCUGCGGCAGGAGGUUCACAGUUGUUUGAGCCGACAACAGUUCUCAACUACGACUAUGAGUCAACUCUGCUGCUCAACGAACCCCAGCCUAGGACGGGGAAGGAUGUUGGAUACCAAGUGUCUGGGAAGCUCAAGGUGGAAUGUGUCUGGCAGUUGGGGUCUUCUAGCAACAAACUGCUCAAGGUUACGCUGGAAAAGCCAAAAUUAUCAAUAAAAUCCAGAAAAGCCCCAUCCCCAGAGGGGUUUGUCUUCCACUCAUCUAAACUAGAGGAGCUCAAGAAUAGUCCCUUCCUUGUUCACUGGAACAAUGGACAUGUUAAGGCAGUCUAUGUCAAUCAAAACGAACCAGUUUCCAUGGUCAACCUGAAGAAAGGGAUUGCCAGUUUUUUCCAGUUCCAGUUGGUAGAUCAGGAAGUGAGAGAGACAGAUGCCUCAGGACUUUGCACUGUCCAGUAUACUAGUCUUGAUCGUAACAUGAUAGAAAAGGACAAAACCAACUGUGAGAUGGAACCGCCAUUGCCAUUCAUCCGCCAUCCAGAAGAGAUGUGGAGUGCUGCUGUUUCUUCAAAAAGGAGAAGUGUGAUAUUCUUGACUGAGGAUUUAGAUGCGAUCAAAAGCAUUGAGUCAGAGGAGAAACUUGAGUUGCACAUCCCACUCAGAGGGGAAGCUGGCGGAUCUCUUAGCUCCCAUCAGCAGCUGAAACUGACGGAUAGAUCUACUGGAGCUACGUUAAUCCAAGAGAGCUCUUUGGAAGGUGCUGUAAAGCAGGUUGAAAAGACGAGUGGGCAGUCAUUUGCCAAGCACCAGCUGACAUUGACUAAAGAAGACACUUCAUGCAGUGAUGGAACUUGUCCUUCGUUUCAUAGUUUGGUGAAAGAAAACAGAGACCCACUAAAAACUGAAAACCUUGGAACAAUUCGUUCUGCAUCUGCAUUUAUCAAACUUCUGAACAUAGCUCGAGAUUCCAAGAAAGAAGACUUGGUGAAAGCUUUAAAAAAUUCCAAGAACAAAAGCAUUCUGCUGCAGCUGUUAGAUAUUUUGGGGGCAGCACAAACUGCUGAAGCCCAUGAAGCUGCUCGUAAAAUACUUGAUUUCCGAUCUCAAGACUCUUUGGAUCUCAAUGAGCGAUAUCUUUGGUCACUGUCUUUUGGAUCUCAUCCUGUUAGCAGUGUCAUCAAAGAUUUGUUAUUGUUAAUGGAAUCUGGACCAUACAAUGAAAAACUGGAUGAAACACUUGUUCUCAGCGUAGCAGCAAUGACAAAUAAAAUUAGAAAACACAAUGCCAGUGCAAGUUAUAAGGUAUCUAAAGAGGUGCUGCAAGUGAUUGUUCAAAAGCUGAAAAAGUGCAGCCCUACGGAUGACGGUUGUUGUCUUAAAUAUGUCCGUGCUUUGAAAAACUUAGCUGAUCAAGAGUCUGUCCCUACUCUUUUAACUUACACUUCAAUUGGCAGCAAGAAAGUAAGUGUUGCUGCAAUUAAUGCAAUACAUUCUUUUCAAAAGGACUCUUGGACUCCAGAAGUACUUAUGAGGGCAAAAACUAUGUUUUUCCAAUUGGAUAAACGGUACGACAGCAGCGCUCGAACUCUAGCCCUGGAUAUACUCUUAGAGAAUGGUCCAGAUGAGGCAUUACUCACGGACCUUCUCAUAUACUUGCGGAGCCCAGAUCCUGCCUAUGAGGUCAAAACCUAUUUGCUUCAGAGACUUCACCAAAUUGGAGAAAGUGACAGAAACUUGAUUGUGAUGGUGAAGGGGUUGUUGAAAUCACUCAACCUGACAAACUACCACAUCCUGGGACAGAAGGGGCUCUCCACAGCGUUCACCCGUAGCUUCAUGAAACAUGCCAGUGCUAACGGCUCUCUGUCUACUGUACAGGAGAUGUACGGAGGCAUCGUCAAGCGAGGCACCGUGGACGUCAUCAUUGAUAGAGACGGAUCAUCACAGACGAUAUUCUCUUUAGGACUGUUUGCUGGAGGCUUGAGCUCCUUCCUGACAUCGGACGAUGCUCCAGCUGAGGAGACGGAGGGGGAGGAGGAAACAGCUGUGGCUGGCAUGGAUCUAACUGUACUUGGUGUUCAGGUUCGGCCGUUUGUGUUUUUCAAUGGACAGGGAGAAUUAAUGGGUCACGUUUGGUCCGGGACUGCUUCUGAGAAAACAGCAGCAUUCCAGGCUCUGGCCCUCUUGCAAGACCACCUCCAGUAUGUUCCGCUACAGGCAGGAUUCAUAGCAGAGUUGAGCCUUCAAGGAGGAAUAUCAUUUGAUCUCUCUGGUCAAGUCUCUCUCAGCAUUUGGAACAGAAACGCUGAAUCAUUAGUGGAAAAGAGUGCUGGUGUAUCGAUGACUGGAGCUGUCCGAGUCAACUCUCUGUUCGUCCACAGUCAGGUUCAGUUCACUUUGGCUACCGAGGUCAGGUUACGUUUGGCCUCCAACAUAGACUUCUACAGCACAAUCGCACUGUGUUUACAGCUGCAACAACCCGACUCAAUUAUCAAACACAAUGUACAUAAAACUGAACGAAUUCCAGGGAGUAAGCACAGGUUAAGAAAAUCAAAAUACAAAGUAAUUCCAGUUUCUGGCAGGACUUAUGCCUUGAACCAAAAGAAUAAUGAACUCUGCAAUGUUAUAUUUUCAGAACAUUAAAAAAAUGCCAAAAUGCAAAUGUAUACUCAGAUGAGUUUGGCUGUGAUUUUAAAUUAUGUACAGUGUAUUUAUGAACGUUAAGAAAACUGCGCCAGGACAUCCAUGUAUUUACCAUUAAAAUAUAAAUUUUUACUAAA